Messenger RNA from Macrobrachium nipponense, 1937 nucleotides. RefSeq names its product 4-aminobutyrate aminotransferase, mitochondrial-like (gene Gabat). Gene Ontology annotation, molecular function: pyridoxal phosphate binding. The record is from RefSeq and is a predicted model, not a curated record. Gene Ontology annotation, cellular component: mitochondrion. Gene Ontology annotation, biological process: GABA catabolic process. Lineage: Eukaryota; Metazoa; Arthropoda; Malacostraca; Decapoda; Palaemonidae.
AUGACCACAAAGAGAGAAAAUAAAUCCCAAGGAAGCGAAGUAACACGCAUGUUGAAUUCCAUGUGGGCUAAAUUCUCUCAAGGGAGCGUGCGGGGCCAACAGACAGCCGCCAAGCCACUAAACCAACGUCCGCUGAUCGCCAACGAACACGGAGCCGUCAUCGUCACGAAAACCAUUCCAGGGCCCGUUUCCAACAGCAAGUUGCACGAGCUUUCACAAAUUCAGGAUACCAAUAGCAUCCAGCUCUUCCUCGACUACAACCGCAGCUUAGGCAACUACAUCGUGGAUGUGGACGGCAACGUCCUCCUGGAUGUCUACACUCAGAUCUCAUCCCUGCCGCUGGGCUACUCUCAUCCGGACCUCAUCAAAUUGCUCAAUGAUGCCGAUAAUGUGAGAUCCUUCAUCAACCGGCCUGCCUUAGGCGCCUUUCCCGGGACAGACUGGCCAGAACGCCUGAAGAAUUCACUCAUGGCAAUAGCACCGCCCGGUCUGCAACACCUGUGCACAAUGGCUUGUGGCUCCUGCAGCAAUGAGAACGCCUUCAAGGCCAUCUACAUGUGGUACAGAAACAAGGAGAGAGGUCCUGAUGGCAAAGCCACACAAGAGGACCUGGAGAGCUGCAUGAUCAACCAGCAACCAGGAUGUCCUUCCUACACACUGCUCUCUUUCAUGGGUGCUUUCCAUGGAAGGACGAUGGGAUGUUUAGCAGCCACCCAUUCGAAGCCGAUUCACAAACUAGAUAUCCCAUCACUCGAUUGGCCAAUUGCACCUUUCCCCAAAUACAAAUACCCACUCGAGGAGCACGCGAGGGAAAAUGCAGAGGAAGACAAAAAAUGCCUCGAACAGGUUGAAGACCUUAUUCAUCAAUACAACAAAAAGGGAACACCAGUUGCCGGCAUCCUCAUUGAACCUAUUCAAGCUGAAGGUGGAGACAAUCAUGCUUCACCCGAGUUCUUCCAGGAGCUUCAACAGCUUGCAAAGAGAAACGGAUCAGCUCUUCUCAUAGAUGAGGUCCAGACUGGUGGAGGGCCCACUGGAAAAUUCUGGGCCCAUGAACACUUCAACUUACCAGAGGCUCCAGACAUAGUUACAUUCAGCAAGAAGAUGCUCACUGGAGGUUAUUACUGCAAAAAAGAAUUUAUACCAUCUCAAGGAUACAGAAUCUAUAACACAUGGAUGGGCGACCCAGGAAAGGUUAUCAUGCUGGAAGAGGUCAUCAGAGUUGUAAAGCGGGACCAUCUUCUGGAAAAUGUUCAAGAAUGUGGAGAUAUUCUGAUGAAGGGUCUCUCUGCCUUAGAAAAGCAAUACCCUCAGCACAUCAAUUCAACCAGAGGACGUGGUACUUUCAUUGCAUUUGAUGGAAGUGAUGCCAGCAAACGAGAUGCAAUUGUUGGCAAACUCAAACUGAAAGGCAUUCAUUCUGGAGGAUGUGGAGAUAAGGCUGUUCGUCUAAGACCAGCCCUCAUUUUCCAGCCUCACCAUGCUAACAUAUUCCUCGAUAAACUAGAGAGCGUUCUCUCUGAGUUAUAAGACGACAACACACUGUUUACAACAGACAGGAAUGGGGAAGACAACCAGGGUAUGAUAAGACUUCUUAAGAUUAACGAUGACAGAAAUGUCUACCUUAUGAUACACUACAGAAAAUGACAAGAUGGUUAACAUGAUUGUGAAGUUUAUAUAUAAAUAUAUAUAUAAUCAAAAACUAUUUUUUGUAUUGCAUGAAAAUUAUAUCUAAUUACUUUAUUUUCAAUUACAAUCUUAAUAAUAAAUUAUAUAUACUUACAUAUAUAUAAUAUAUAUAGACAAUAAUCUUAACUCUUCAAUAUGAAUUGUCUGAAGACGUACCAAACAAUUAGGGCAGUUGACUGAAACAAAGAGCACUUGAUGGUUACUUUAAUUUUACUUUACGUUUGAAGAUUAAAUUUUUUUUUUCUGUU